Messenger RNA from Anastrepha obliqua, 682 nucleotides. RefSeq lists its product as uncharacterized. The record is from RefSeq and is a predicted model, not a curated record. Lineage: Eukaryota; Metazoa; Arthropoda; Insecta; Diptera; Tephritidae. The coding region runs from base 1 to 546 and encodes 181 amino acids. The transcript is spliced from 3 exons.
AUGCCGGACGGCUUAAACAAAAUAUUCUUUAUUCUACUGAUAAUUCAACAAUCCGCUAUAUGUAACGGCAAGAGCAACUUUGGCUCGAGCCUCGUCUAUAUGAACGCAUCGUACAAUCCAGACACAUUAAGUCAUUUUAAGUAUAAUCACUACGAUGUAAAGGGUAAAGCAAGGAUAUUUUAUGAGAUACAAUUUAAAGAAACUCUUACGCGUUUAACACUACAUGCCAGCGUCGAUAUGUUGCGUGCUGACAAUUGGAGAUUGAAUCUUGGGGCAGUUAGUCUUGAUAUGUGCCGAUUAUCUGAAUUAUACAAGUCGAAAAAUAGAUUAGUGAAAAUUUUUGUCAAAGAAUUAUUGCGAGUAUCGAAUUACAGGGACUGCCCAACCUUUCCGAACAAGACGAUAAUUGUUAAAAAUUACACUGUUGAUCCAGAUUUAUUUCCAUCCUUUACGCCGUCAACUUAUUGGAUUUGUCAAUUGCAUUUUGCAGUGGGCAAAGUAGACUAUUUUUCCACAUUUCUUAAGGGCAAGUUUUACAACCUAUGAAUUGGAAGCAAUGUUGGCAAAGUUGAUCGCCUUAUGGCAUUCUGAAGUAGCCGAACAGAAUUUUAAAUUUUCAGUCGAAUAUAUGUAUUUGAGUAUUUCUAUAUAUUGUACAAAUAAAAUGGGAAUAUUCUAACUU